UGGCUGCCACGGCACUAUUGCAGUUGCUCUUGCUGGUUGGGAUCCCUGCAAUAGGAGCUCAAUCUCCUGCUGCACAAAACAUAAGGUUAGGCUCUUUUCUCUCUACAAACCCAACUGGUAACAAUUGCAGCCACUGGCUCUCCCCAUCUGGUAACUUUGCCUUUGGUUUUUACCCCCUCCUUAACACCCAAACAUUCUUAGAUGGAAUCUGGCUUCAUAAACUGAAAAAACCCUGGUCUGGUGUGCAACAGAGACUCUGCUCCUCUCUCUACUGGCCACUCCAUCAUCCUAACCACGAGUGGAAGCCUCCUUUUUGAGAAGCCCGAAAUCUAAAGGCCAAGUUGACCGCCCCAUCUCCGAUAAUGCAGUUCCAGCAUCUUUUGCAGCCAUUAGAGACGACGGGCCAAAUUCUCAAUACUGAUGCUCAGCUCUAUUCGAGUGUCUCUGAGACUAACCAUUCAACAGGGAAAUAUAUGCUUAGUAUCAGGGUCUUCAGCUCUACUACCUAGCGCAUGGAAAGAUGACUAGUGUCGGCAUUAAUGAUGCAUAUUGGAGCAGCCAAUUUGGAAGGGGCAGGGAGCAAUCUGACACUGAUUCUUGAACCAGAUGGGCUUGCAUUUCUUUAAUUCAUCUAAUUCGUCAGUAGCUCUCAGUGGUUCAGAUUUUAGAACUUUUCUGUUCAGAGCAACGCUUGGGGUUGACAGGAAUUUUCGCCCUUUCGCUUAUGGUUUGGAGGACCCAAAUGUUACCAUGACCAUGAACUCGAACCCAUGGAGUUGGAUCCCUGAUUCUGACCCAUGCAAAAUUAAAGGAAGAUGUGGCCUGGAUAGCUUUUGUAAGGCUAAUGAUAACUCUUAUAGCUGCAUUUGCCCUUCUGGUUUCGAGUUUAAAGACCCACUAGACUGGUCUCAAGGUUGCGAGAGGAACUUCAGCAUUAUAGAUGAAUGCAGAAGAGAAAGAGGGAAUGGGAAUUUGAGCGUCAUCGAGAUGGAGAGCCUAGAGAUGGUCAAUAAUGCAUACGAGAGUUUGACAUUGAGCCAACAGAGGUGUACACAAGCUUGCUUGGACGAUUGCUCCUGUGCUUUAGUUCUAUUCAUUAACAUGCAGUGUAAGAAACAGGCACUUCCAUUGAAAUACAAGAAGCAGAGUUCAGGCACUUUGUCACAAAAAGCUUUUGUCAAAGUUGGGGGUUUUGAGUCUAACCCAACUCGAUCGCAUAGGCAGCCUCUAUUCUGGGUUACUAUUGUGCUUGCUGCUUGCUCUUUUCUUCUUGUACUAAUUUUCGGCUUUUUUUGUGUUAAAUCGAGGGUCCCGAGAUAUAAAAUGCUUAGGGUAAGGAGCAAUUCUGAUGUAGAGGAUAGCAGUCUGCAAUUGUUUAGUUAUGAGGAGCUCGAGGAGGCCACAGGUGGGUUCCAUGAGAGUUUAGGCAGAGGCGCGUUUGGAGCUGUUUUCAAAGGAGAACUACCUAACGGUGUUAGCAUUGCGGUGAAGAAGCUCCAUGGGAUAAUUGAAGAUGGAGAGAGAGAGUUUCGAUCAGAGUUGAACACCAUUGGGAAGACCCACCAUAAGAAUUUAGCAUGAUUACUCGGCUAUUGUGGCGAAGGCUCUCAUAGGCUUAUUGUUUACCAGUUCAUGAGCAAUGGGUCACUUGCAAAUCUAAUGUUGAAUCCAGAAACAAGGCCAAUUUGGGCAUAGAGAGUGGAAAUUUCUCUAAGUAUUGCUACACUUGCACGAAGAGUGCGACACCCACAUAAUACAUGGCGACAUUAAACCCCAAAACAUACUCUUGGAUCAAAAUUUUACACCCAAAAUAUCAGAUUUUGGACUUGCAAAGCUCAUGGACCCCAAUCAAAUGAGAACCGUUACAGAUUUGAGGGGCACAAGGCGAUACAUUGCUCCAGAAUGGCACAGGAAUUUACCGAUCACUGUGAAAGUUGAUGUGCAUAGCUUUGGGAUCAUGUUGUUGGAGAUCAUAUGUUGCAAAAAGAGAUUGGAGAUGGGUGAAUCAAUCUCUCUUUCUCAACCCAAACCAGUUUCGA
Amborella trichopoda is the source of this 2039-nucleotide messenger RNA. NCBI's taxonomy places the organism in Eukaryota, Viridiplantae, Streptophyta, Magnoliopsida, Amborellales, Amborellaceae. The record is from RefSeq and is a predicted model, not a curated record.